CCGAGAUUCGGUGCUGCUUGUUCCCUCCCGGAAGAGGCGACCAAAAACGCCUGCGGACCGGCAACAUGGCGCGGAUGGGGAGUAAGGCAGCUGUGGUGCUAUGUAUGGAUGUGGGCUUUGCCAUGAGUAACUCUUUUCCUGGUGAAGAAUCCCCAUUUGAACAAGCAAAGAAGGUGAUGACCAUGUUUGUACAGCAACAGGUGUUUGCUGAGAGCAAGGAUGAGAUUGCUUUAGUCCUGUUUGGUACAGAUGGCACUGAGAAUACCCUUGCUAGUGAGGAUCAGUAUCAGAACAUCACAGUUCAUAGACACCUGAUGCUACCAGAUUUUGAUUUGCUGAUGGAUAUUGAAAGCAAAAUCCAACCAGGUUCUCAACAAGCUGACUUCCUGGAUGCACUCAUUGUGUGCAUGGAUGUGAUUCAACAUGAUACUGUAGGAAAGAAGUUUGAGAAGAGGCAUAUUGAAGUAUUCACUGACCUCAGCAGCCCAUUCAGCAAAGAUCAGCUGGAUAUUAUAAUUUAUAACCUAAAGAAGUCUGGAAUCUCCCUGCAAUUCUUUUUGCCUUUCCAAAUUGGCAAGGAAGAUGGAACUGGGGACAGAGGAGAUAGCAACUUGAGUUUGGACCAACAUGGAUCUUCCUUUCCUCAAAAAGAAAUUACUCAGCAGCAAAAAGAAGGUAUUCAGAUGGUGAAGAAGGUGAUGAUGUCUUUAGAAGGUGAAGAUGGGCUGGAUGAAAUUUACUCCUUUAGAGAGAGUCUGCGACAACUUUGCGUCUUUAAGAAAAUUAAGAGGAGUUGCAUGCCCUGGCUCUGUCAACUGACCAUUGGCUCCAAUUUGUCUAUAAAGAUUGUGGCCUAUAAGUCGAUUCUACAGGAAAAAGUUAGAAAGACUUGGUCAGUUGUGGAUGCAAGAUCCCUAAAAAAAGAAGAUAUACAAAAAGAAACAGUUUAUUGCUUAAAUGAUGAUGAUGAAACUGAAGUUCCAAAAGAAGAUACUAUUCAAGGGUUCCGCUAUGGAAGUGAUAUAGUUCCCUUUUCUAAAGUGGAUGAGGAACAAAUGAAAUAUAAAUCAGAAGGAAAGUGCUUUUCUGUUUUGGGAUUUUGUAGAUCUUCUCAGGUCCAGAGAAAAUUCUUUAUGGGAAAUCAAGUUCUAAAGGUCUUCGCAGCAAAAGAUGAUGAGGCAGCAGCAGUGGCACUUUCCGCCCUGAUUCAUGCUUUGGAUGAAUUAGACAUGGUGGCCAUAGUUCGAUAUGCUUAUGACAAAAGAAGUAAUCCUCAAAUUGGCAUGGCUUUUCCUUAUAUCAAGGACGCCUAUGAGUGUUUAAUGUAUGUUCAGCUGCCUUUCAUGGAAGACUUGCGGCAAUACAUGUUUUCAUCCUUGAAAAAUAAUAAGAAAUGCACUCCCACAGAGGCCCAGUUAAGUGCUAUUGAUGCUUUGAUUGAUUCCAUGAGCUUGGUAAAGAAAAAUGAGGAGGAGGACACCAUUGAAGACUUGUUUGCAACCACCAAAAUCCCAAAUCCUCAAUUUCAGAGAUUGUUUCAGUGUCUUUUGCACAGAGCUUUACAUCCCCAGGAGCCUCUGCCCCCAAUUCAGCAGCAUAUUUUGGAUAUGCUGGAUCCCCCUUCUGAGGUGGCAGCCAAGUGUCAGAUUCCUCUCUCUAAAAUAAAAACCCUUUUCCCUCUGACUGAAGCCAUCAAGAAGAAGGAUCAAAUAACUGCUCAGGACAUUUUCCAAGACAAACAUGAAGACGAACCUACCUCUAAAAAAUACAAGACCGAGGAAGGGGAAGUCCGCUUCAGUAUCUCCAGCCUGGCCGAGGGCAGUGUCACCAGCGUUGGAAGUGUGAAUCCUGCUGAAAACUUCCGUGUUCUAGUGAGGCAGAAGAAUGCCAGCUUUGAGGAAGUGAGUCACCAGCUAAUAAGUCACAUAGAGCAGUUUUUGGAUACUAAUGAAACACCAUAUUUUAUGAAGAGCAUGGACUGCAUUAGAGCCUUCCGGGAAGAGGCCAUUCAGUUUUCAGAGGAGCAGCGCUUUAACAAUUUCCUGAAAACCCUUCGAGAGAAAGUGGAAAUGAAACAAUUAAAUCAUUUCUGGGAAAUUGUCGUUCAGGAUGGAAUUACUCUGAUCACCAAAGAUGAAGCCUCUGGAAGUUCUGUCACAGCUGAGGAAGCCAAAAAGUUUCUGGCCCCCAAAGAAAAACCAGAAGAAGAUGCAGCCAGAGUUGAAGAAGGUGGCGAUGUGGAUGAUUUACUGGACAUGAUAUAGGUUGUGGGAUGUGUGGAGAUCUAAGAGAAUAGAGCUGUGUUGCCAUGGCUGUGAUGCUGGGAGUUUCGUAAAGAACAGCCUGAAGGAACCCAUUCAAGGGGAAACAAGCUCUGGAGACAGUCUCUGCAGAUUACAUGGAAGUGAAUCUCACCCAGUUCUCUGUGGAUUGAAUAUGUGCAUAUAUAUUAUAAGGGAUGAUUUGGACAUCAUAAAAGUUUAUAAAGAGCAAUUGUUAUUUUCGGA
Messenger RNA from Choloepus didactylus (southern two-toed sloth), 2507 nucleotides. It is a transcript of the gene XRCC5, whose product is annotated as X-ray repair cross complementing 5. Gene Ontology annotation, biological process: telomere maintenance; cellular response to gamma radiation; cellular response to X-ray. The record is from RefSeq and is a predicted model, not a curated record. NCBI's taxonomy places the organism in Eukaryota, Metazoa, Chordata, Mammalia, Pilosa, Megalonychidae. The coding region runs from base 66 to 2264 and encodes 732 amino acids. Gene Ontology annotation, cellular component: nucleus; Ku70:Ku80 complex. The transcript has 21 exons. Gene Ontology annotation, molecular function: DNA helicase activity; damaged DNA binding; double-stranded DNA binding.